Miniopterus natalensis is the source of this 3090-nucleotide messenger RNA. It is a transcript of the gene ABCF1, whose product is annotated as ATP binding cassette subfamily F member 1. NCBI's taxonomy places the organism in Eukaryota, Metazoa, Chordata, Mammalia, Chiroptera, Miniopteridae. The record is from RefSeq and is a predicted model, not a curated record. Gene Ontology annotation, molecular function: ATP binding; ATP hydrolysis activity.
CAGCACUGGCGCGGCCAGAGUAGCUGUAACUGCCGCCGCGAUGCCGAAGGGUCCUAAGCAGCAGCCUCCGGAACCCGAGUGGAUCGGGGACGGAGAGAGCACGAGCGCCGCAGACAAAGUGGUGAAGAAAGGAAGGAAGGACAAGAAGAACAAAAAGACGUUCUUUGAGGAGCUGGCCGUAGGAGCUAAGCAGGCCGGGAAAGAAGAGCACGUGCUCGAGGAGAAGGAGAAGCAGCAGCAGCAGCAGCAGCAAAAAAAGAAGCGAGACACCCGAAAAGGCCGGCGGAAGAAGGAUGUGGAUGACGAUGGCGAGGAGAAGGAGCUCCUGGAGCGUCUGCAGAAGCUCUCAGUGCCCGCCAGUGACGAGGAGGGAGAGGUACCUGUCCUGACACCCCGAGGAGGGAAGAAAACCAAGGGGGGCAAUGCUUUUGCAGCCCUGAUUCAGGAUCAGAGUGAGGAAGAGGAGGAGGAAGAGAAACAGGCUCCUGCGCCUGCCAAGCCAGAGAAGAAUCGAAUCAACAAGGCCGUAUCUGAGGAACAACAACCAGGCCUCAAGGGCAAAAGGGGAAAGGAAGAGAAGUCAACUGGGAAGGCCAAGCCUCAAAAUAAAUUUUCCGCUCUGGACAAUGAAGGUGAAGAAGAUGGAGAAGAAAAAAUAAAAGAAAAAGAGCCACCCAAGCCAGGGAGGAAGAAGGCAGAGCAGCUCUCACAGGGCUCAGAGGAAGAAGGAGAGGAUGAGGAAGGAGGGGAGCCUAAGGCCAGUGAUCCCUACGCCCACCUCAGCAAGAAAGAGAAGAAGAAGCUGAAGAAGCAAAUGGAGUAUGAGCGCCAGGUGGCUUCAUUAAAGGCAGCUAAUGCUGCUGAGAAUGACUUCUCCGUGUCACAAGCAGAGGUGUCCUCCCGCCAAGCCAUGUUAGAAAAUGCAUCUGACAUCAAGCUGGAGAAGUUCAGCAUCUCGGCCCAUGGCAAGGAGUUAUUCGUCAACGCAGACCUGUACAUUGUGGCUGGCCGCCGCUAUGGGCUAGUUGGACCCAAUGGCAAGGGCAAGACCACUCUCCUCAAGCACAUUGCCAACCGAGCCUUGAGCAUCCCCCCCAACAUCGAUGUGUUGCUAUGUGAGCAGGAGGUGGUAGCGGAUGAAACACCUGCAGUACAGGCUGUUCUUCGAGCUGACACCAAGCGAUUAAAGCUGCUGGAAGACGAGCGACAGCUUCAGGCGCAGCUGGAGCAGGGUGAUGACACGGCUGCCGAGCGACUGGAGAAGGUGUAUGAGGAAUUGCGGGCUAUCGGCGCGGCGGCCGCAGAGGCCAAGGCCCGGCGGAUCCUGGCAGGUCUGGGCUUCGACCCUGAAAUGCAGAAUCGGCCCACACAGAAGUUCUCGGGGGGCUGGCGCAUGCGUGUCUCCCUGGCCAGGGCACUGUUCAUGGAGCCCACACUGCUCAUGUUGGAUGAGCCCACCAACCACCUGGACCUCAAUGCUGUCAUCUGGCUCAAUAACUACCUCCAGGGCUGGCGGAAGACGCUGCUCAUCGUCUCCCAUGACCAGGGCUUCCUGGAUGACGUCUGCACCGACAUCAUCCACCUGGAUGCCCAGAGGCUCCACUACUACAGGGGCAAUUACAUGACCUUCAAGAAGAUGUACCAGCAAAAGCAGAAAGAGCUGCUCAAGCAGUAUGAGAAGCAGGAGAAGAAGCUGAAGGAGCUGAAGGCAGGUGGCAAGUCUACCAAGCAGGCGGAAAAGCAAACAAAGGAAGCCCUAACCCGGAAGCAGCAAAAAUGCCGACGGAAAAACCAAGAUGAGGAAUCGCAGGAGGCCCCCGAGCUCCUGAAGCGCCCCAAGGAGUACACCGUACGCUUCACGUUCCCCAACCCCCCUCCACUCAGCCCACCUGUGCUGGGCCUGCAUGGUGUGACGUUUGGCUAUGAGGGGCACAAACCACUCUUUAAGAAUCUGGAUUUUGGCAUCGACAUGGACUCGAGAAUCUGCAUUGUGGGCCCUAACGGUGUGGGGAAAAGCACCCUGCUCCUGUUGCUGACAGGCAAGCUGACACCGACUCAGGGGGAAAUGAGGAAGAACCACCGGCUGAAAAUUGGCUUCUUCAACCAGCAGUAUGCAGAGCAGCUGCGCAUGGAGGAGACACCCACCGAGUACCUGCAGCAGGCCUUCAACCUGCCUUACCAGGACGCCCGCAAGUGCCUGGGCCGCUUCGGUCUCGAGAGUCAUGCCCACACCAUCCAGAUCUGCAAACUCUCGGGUGGGCAAAAAGCCCGAGUUGUGUUUGCAGAGCUGGCCUGUCGGGAGCCCGAUGUCCUCAUCUUGGAUGAGCCCACCAAUAACUUGGACAUUGAGUCGAUCGAUGCUCUGGGGGAGGCCAUCAACGAGUACAAGGGUGCUGUGAUCGUUGUCAGCCACGACGCCCGACUCAUCACGGAAACCAGCUGCCAGCUAUGGGUGGUGGAGGAGCAGAGUGUCAGUCAGAUCGACGGCGACUUUGAGGACUACAAGCGAGAGGUGUUAGAGGCCCUGGGUGAAGUCAUGGUCAACCGCCCCCGAGAGUGAUCUUUCCUUCCUGGAGACUGGCUUGCGUGGCCUAGGUGUUCGUUGUCUCUCCACCUCCACCCAGAAUGCCUCUGGUCUGCAGCUGACAGGGAAUCGGAGGUGGUCUUGAUAUGACCCGGUUGCUUCCUUUCCUCUGAAAGACUUGUCUGUUUACUUUUCUUUAUGUAACUGAGCUGCCUUACUCCUGACACCCCUUGGUGCCAGCAGAGGGGCCGUGACUUCUUCACCGUGGGUUCCAUCUAGCCAAACUCAAGUGGCCAGUUGUCUUGAAUCUCGUCGCUCCAACCUGCCUCUGGUCCACCUGACAGCCUCGGCCCAGCAGCACCUGAGUACUGCUGCUCUUUCCUCGUGGAUUUCAUGCUGGCCUGGUGACACGAACACUGUGGCACCUGUACUGGAGAGUCAGGCCUGUGCUAUCACCCAGGAUUUGGGGAUCACUUGGGGUCAGGAAAGGAAUGCUGCUGAAUUCGGAUUUCCCUGUACACAGGCAAGGAAUAAAGGAAAGGGGUUACUGCUGCCCUGUCUGCAGA